This is a messenger RNA of Tilletiaria anomala UBC 951, 5704 nucleotides long. RefSeq lists its product as uncharacterized. The transcript is spliced from 3 exons. Lineage: Eukaryota; Fungi; Basidiomycota; Exobasidiomycetes; Georgefischeriales; Tilletiariaceae. Gene Ontology annotation, molecular function: protein binding. The record is from RefSeq and is a predicted model, not a curated record. Bases 290 to 5566 code for a protein of 1758 amino acids.
GAAAUACUGCUUCCAUUUGCCCAAACGGAUUUUGCUGGCGUCCUGAAGAGGCUUUUUUCUUUCCCUGGGAAGCAGCAGAAUAAUAUCGCCCAGCCCACGUCCGGCUAUUUCACGGGCAACCUCGGGGGUAAAGGCUCUUCGUCGAGAGGAAAGCAGAGAGGAAAGAGCAGCUUGUCAAGCGUGCUUCACUCGGUGCUUCGUGACCGAAGCAAGAGUGACCACGUAGGCGUAGCUUCUCCGUCCUGCCGUCUGCUCUUUCCUUUCGACUCUUUCCACUCACCUACCUUGCAUGGUUCACCUAGUCCCCACCCUGAUCGACUGCUGGCAUGUGCGGGAUCUGCAGAGAUUUCGCAACGUACUCAAAGGCAUCCCGACGGAAAAGGGCUCUGCAGGCGCCGCGGGUGGUGGCAAAGGUUGCGGCAAAGAUGGCAGCACAGCGACCCAAACUACCCGGAGCGGCUGUGUAAAUGCGAGCGGGUCAAAUGGCGGUGUUGGCGCAGGCCCUUCAUCCUGCGGAGCUGCGCAGUCGUAUCCAUACUCGUCGUACUCCAAGUCCCCAGGCGGAGGCAUGGGGAUCUCAUGGGGGAAUGCAGGACACAUGCCAGUCGGAGGUGGGCCUUGCUCGCCAGCCGAAGUCAACCGACGGGACCAUGCCGGCAGGACGGCGCUCCAUCUCGUCUGUAGCAGCCUGGAGCCGAGCGCGAUCGAGUACUUCAACGCAUUACUAGCGCAUCCUGCCGUCAACGUCAAUCUGCAGGAUCAUGAGAGUGGCUGGACACCGCUCCACCGCGCACUGUACAUUGGCAAUCUGCUCCUCGCACUCCCCUUGUUGCGACGGCAAGACACUGAUCUGCGCGUUAAGGACUUCGAAGGUCUGACGCCUUUCGACCUGUACAACUCGACCGUCUCUGGGACCAACCCAAAAUACGACCCGCAGCUCGGAGGGUCCGACGUGCUGGCGUGGGGCGUCAAUCGGAACUACACGUUGGGCCUCGGAGAUGGGAAUGACAGGCAUCUGCCAGAUCGCGUCAAGCUUGUCCGGGCGGAAGGCGGCGGAUCUAAGACGGCUCCCGCUGGUGACAAUGGCAGCGGCAGCGUGGAGGAAGAUGCUCUCGGUCGCGGUAGCGGUGACGGUGACCCAAACAACAGUCAAACGCCUCCUAGCACAGCAUCGUAUGCUGGCAUGCCUGGCUCACGGUUCGACCGGAUCCGCGUCAGGGACAUAGGGAUGAGCAAGUUGCACACCGUCCUUCUCACCGCCGAGCGUAGCGGCAACGUCUGGGUCUGCGGCAUCGGCAGCAGUGGGCGUCUGGGCCGCGCGACGGGGAUGCAGACCCGUUUCGAACCGCUGCAGGACUUCAGCGAUACUGCGCAGAGCAUUGCCGUUGCGCAGGACCAUACACUCAUCGUCAGCGCUAGCGGUGCGGUCUACUCGUUCGGCCUCAAUCGCUUUUCGCAGCUUGGCUACGUUGUCGAGCACGGCCUUGGCGUUGUCGCGUCCAGCAGCGCGCCGAGCAAGGGCGGUGGAGCGGCGAGCGCUACUUUUGGGGCUGGCGGCAGCGGAAGUAGCGGGUUCGCGGCCUUUGCUGCUAGCGCAGGUGGAGGUACAGGUACAAGUCUAGGUGCCGGUGCAGGCGGUGAGCUGGACACGCAAAUCACACCGCGCAAGGUUGUUGGCGCCCUCAAAAAGGAAUUCAUCCUUGGCGCUGCAGCGAGCAAGAUGCACUCUGUUGUCUUCUCCGCUGAGGGCCUCUUCACGUGGGGGACCAACACCGGUCAGCUCGGCUACGACCGCUAUGCAACACCGGUGCAGAUCGUUCCACGCAAGGUGACCACCAUCUCGCAGGAAAUCAAGCAAGUCGCCGCAACGGAUUUCGCCACCGCGUGUCUCUUCACCAACUGGGAUGUUCUCGUCCUUCACAACGACACCACGCACCGCGUCCAGUUCCCGCUGAACCGCUUCCGCCCCGAGAUCUCGUCCAACAUCUUCCGUCCGCAGCAGGCGCGCCCGAAGCCCAUCAUCAACAAGAUUACCAGCUCCGGAACGACAUUUGCGGCAAUGAGCGACAUGGGCGACCUGUUUACUUUUUCGCUCGACCAUCCGUCUGAGUACAUAAAGAGCGGCUCGGCCACCAGCCUGAAGAACAUCACGCCUAAACCGCAACUCGUCUGGUCUGUCCGCAAGAAGUUCACCGCGGUUAGAGACGUCGCGAUCGCUUCAGACGGAUCUGUCAUCCUCUGUACCGAAUCCGGACAUGUCUUUGUGCGCGCGCGGCGCAACGAUCCUGGCGGCAGUGCCACCGCCCUCAGUGCGGGUGGCGCUGGCGUGAGUGGCGCUACUGCCGCGGGGCGUGAUGGAGCUGGCGCAGGUGCCGGUCUCGGUGCUGGCAGCAGAGGCUCGUCCGGUAAAGGUGGCGGCUUCAAGUUUCACGCAGUGCCGUAUCUGCAGCGGGUCGUCAAGGUGGCUAUGAAUGAGAGCGGCGGGUUCGCAGCAAUCAAAGCGGAUGCUGCUUGCCGCGAGAUCAAGAUUCGCGGUCGGUCCCUGGAGGAAGCGCUGCAGAAUCAGUUGCCGCACCUUCGCUCUUACUCUGAUGGUGAUAUGGAAGAAGGCAUGAGCAUCGCAGCGGACGUGUGCGAUUCAACUGCCGCUGCACGGCCGCCACUGGCGGAUGCUGGCGCGGGAGAGUCAGAGACUGACUCGGACGAAGAGGAAGACCACGGCUCGACUGUCAAGUACGUCAAGAUGGCGCAGCUUCUCGCCGAGGCUGCUCGCAGAUGGGACAAUCCAAGCGAGAGCGGCGUUGUCGUCUACGGUCCGGACAACAUGCGUCCGCCUAAUGGCUGUGACUUGUUCGUCAUCGCUGGUGGUAAAUACAUCCCCGCGCAUCGCAUCAUCCUCACCGCGCGUAUUCCCACGCUCGCAGCGGCGCUCGAAGCACCUGACUCGGCGCAGGCAAAAGCACACUUGCCGCCCGGAGUCAUAGUCGAGGGGCCCACGCCAGGCAUCGUCACGGUCAAGCUGCCGAGUUGCUCGUUCCACGCUGCGCUCUUCCUUCUGCAAUAUAUCUACACUGAUGACUUGCCACCCGUCUGGACCGCUAGCAUCGGCAUGCAAAUCGAGCGACAGUACUCAGCGCUGCGCAUCAGUAGACCGCAAGUUCUCACAGAUCUCAAGGGCGUUGUUGAGCUGCUGCAGCUCUCCACGCUCUCUCUGUCACUCAAUUCGCCCGUCCCGCGCGCACCUACUGCGUCGCUACGCAAAUGCCUUCAGAGCGCGUUCGACAACUAUGUCGAUCGUGAACCACCCGCUGCUUCGGCCAUCCACGAUGUCCGUCUACACUUUAAAGACCGCAUCGUCCCCGCGCACUCGGUCGUGCUGCGGCGCUCGCCGUUCUUCACCGCACUACUUCAUCCAGACUUUUCCUUCGGGAGAUGGGACUCGCACGCGGUGAUUGACGUCGACAUGGGCCCUCUUGAUUGGGCGACGGCUAGCGUGGUUCUGCAGCAUCUAUACGUUGACUCUGGCGUCGAGGUCUUCCGCGGCGCCGAUAAAGACGUAACGCAGGAAGAAUUCAUCGACUUUGUUGUCGAUGUCCUCGUAUCCGCCGACCAUUUGCUGCUAGGCAAACUGUCACUCAUAUGCUCCGCCAUUCUCCGGCGUCGGAUCUGGUCGCGCAACGUUGCGUCCAUUAUGGCGGAUGCCGAUUUUUACCACGCUAAGACGCUCAAGGAGGCCUGCAUGGAUCUCUGCGCGCGCAACUUGGAGCCGUUCUUGGAGAGCGGGCUGCUUGACGAUCUUGAGCACAAAGUUUUGAAGGAUCUGGGGAUUUACAUACGCGCGCGCCAGAACGACCGCAUGCACCGGCAAGCCUCUGUGGACCGUAUAGCAGUGCUAAUGGUCAAGCAUCAGGACUACGUGCGCGAUCUUGACAUCCCCAAACCCUCACUUAACCUCGUCAGUCAGCGUAUGCCCAGACGUCAGCCCAAGUCCCCGGCCGUCGCACCUGUGGACUCGCGGCGACGCGUUCUUGCUUCGAACUUUUCGGCCGCAAGCCCCGACCUGAAACCGUUGACUGUGCUGCCUAACGCGCCAGACUCGGGCCUGAUGUUCGACAUGGACGAUUUUGAGCUGCCAUCGGCCUCAGCAUCAGCCUCACGCUCCACUUUGUCAGGAGCCAUGACUGAUUUGAAGCUCGGAGGUAGCUCGAUGCAGGGUAAGCCGGGUGCAGUACCCUGGGGCGCACGUGCGGUGCUUGCUAAACCGAACGCUGCUUCACCUGGUCUCGACUUGAGGAGCAUCAUGGCUGCAGAACAGAAGAGUACCCCAGGCGCUUCUACCAACAAUUCAGGGGCAGCGACGCCGACGAAGGCCACUGCACAGACCAACGUAAACUUAGCGGAUCUUGGGUCGAUCAGCAUCGCGCCUAAGCUAUCUCAAAAGGAUCGCAAGCGGUCGACCGCGCAGCAAGGCCAAUCAUCAGCGCCCGAAGGCACAACCAUGCAGCCUGCGAGCGCAACAAUUGGGCCCGCCUCGCCGUGGCAACAACGGAUGCAGAGCAAGCCAGCUGCAUCUCCGGCAUGGAAGACCCUGGAUCGCGAAGUCGCUCCAUUGGCUUCUCCGCCUUCCUUUCCAGCUUUCAGCCGUUCUCCGCCGACAGGCGCAUUGACGCCAUCUCCCCUCUUGCGUGCGGUAUCUAAUUCACCAGCAGCCGUGCCUUGCGCCUUUUCGCUCUCAUCAUGGGGCGCCGCCGAAUCUGCAAAUGGAUCUUCAAUGCAAGUUCCAACCUUUACUCCUACACGGAACGGCAGUAGAGGUGCGACGCAACAGCAACGAAGAUUCGGCAGCAAUGAAGGGGGCAAUGCCUGGGCGUCCACCACAACGACUCCUAACACCCCUUCGCUCGCGCUUUGGCCUAGGCCUUCAUCACAAGGUGCCAGCUCUCCAGCAGCUGUAGUUAGUACUACUGCUUCCACGCGUCCAGGAAUGUCGCCUACCACUACAUCUUUCCUCGCGAUCCAAGAGCAACAGCGCAAGGAGGACAGCGCAGCACAGCAAGUCGCGCUCGCCCGCGCCCAUGCAUCGCGCAAGUCGUUUGCGGAAAUUGUAGCGGAGGAGAAAGAAGUCGAGCAGGCACUGGAGCGUCAACGCAAAGAGCAGGAAGAGUUCGAAAAGUGGUUUGCGGAGGAGACUAGACGUGUCAAGUUGCAGGAGAAACGGAACGCCAAGGGAUCGCGCAAAACAAAGGGCAGCGCUGCUGCAGAUGCUGCAGGAGCUGCCGGCUUGAAAAGGUCCGGGUAUGCCGGUCCCGGUGUUCACAUUGAUGUCGCUGCGGGUGCUACACAGUCAGCGAGCGCGGCUGCGCUAGAAAGCUCUGCACCAAUUGGAGAGGACGCGGCGGCUGGUCAUAGCGGCGGUGGUGGUCGAGGACGAGGACGAGGGCGUGGAAGGGGACGUGUUAGAGGGGUCUUGGAAGGACAACGCGGUGGACGCAGCAGAGGGGGCGGUGGAAGCAAUGGCGCCGAUGGUGCUGGCACAAGCGCUCAAGGCCCACCUGGCGCCGCGUGAUCCCUAACCUUGUGACCCUCGAUCCUUACGCAUUUUUGCGCAGACGGCGCGGACAUACCUAGUGCGGUAAUAGACAGGAUCGCUUUGGGUCUUCGGGAAUUUGUGUGCAUCUCCGGUAAUUAGUAUCUAGAUGUAUCU